Molecule: messenger RNA, 315 nt
Organism: Haemonchus placei
Lineage: Eukaryota; Metazoa; Nematoda; Chromadorea; Rhabditida; Trichostrongylidae
Source: the annotation of a GenBank genome assembly
AAGAACUUGUAUUUAGAUGAAGGAGAAUAUGUUCCGCCCAAGGCCGAAGUGGUUGAAUUUGAGGAACCUGGUGCUACAUUUUCGUCUAAGUGUUCCGUGUUCAAGCUGGUUGAUAAGCAAUACACUAAGUUGGGUGUUGGUAUGUUGCAUUUGAAAGAAGCGGAUGGAAAGAAGAGCGUUUUGGUCAGAGCAGCAACAGCCAUAGGAACUGUCUGGAUUAAUGCUCUCAUGAAUCAGACGAUGAAAGCUGCAAAAGCAGAUGAAAAAGGAGAAAAAAUAAGGGUGAGUAAGAUUCAUGUUGAUUGUUGUUUAUGA